Andrographis paniculata is the source of this 1211-nucleotide messenger RNA. Its product is annotated as adenine phosphoribosyltransferase 5-like. The coding region runs from base 297 to 857 and encodes 186 amino acids. Gene Ontology annotation, molecular function: adenine phosphoribosyltransferase activity. The transcript has 7 exons. NCBI's taxonomy places the organism in Eukaryota, Viridiplantae, Streptophyta, Magnoliopsida, Lamiales, Acanthaceae. The record is from RefSeq and is a predicted model, not a curated record. Gene Ontology annotation, cellular component: cytosol; cytoplasm. Gene Ontology annotation, biological process: adenine salvage.
ACCAACAACCCAAAGAUACACUCUUUAUUUCAUAAUUAAUAUUCAACAGUACACAUAAAUACACACACAUAUACAUACACAUACAUACAUACAUACAUAUAUACAUACAUAUAUACACCCCCCCUCCCUCACCAAUUCCCACUAACCCCAUCUUUUCUCUCGUCUCUUAACUCCUCCACACUGGUUUCAUUUUUUAUUUAAAAAAAAAGAAAAAAGAAAAUAAAAUUGCAAGGAUAGAACAAAAAGAAGAGCUGUUUGUUUUCUUGUUUGUUUGAAGAAGUUAAGGAAGGAAGAAGAUGUUUGCAGCAGAGAAUGGGUUGAAGGGUGACCCAAGAUUGAAGGCCAUUUCUGAUGCCAUUACUGUUGUCCCCAAUUUUCCCAAGCCAGGUAUUAUGUUUCAAGAUAUUACAACCCUUGUCUCCAAUCACAAGGUCUUCAAGCAUACUGUUGAUAUCUUUGUCGAGAGAUACAGAGACAUGGGUAUCUCUGUUGUUGCUGGUGUUGAAGCAAGAGGCUUUAUAUUUGCAUCUCCAAUUGCAUUGGCUAUUGGUGCUAAGUUUGUCCCUCUCCGGAAACCUGGGAAACUUCCGGGCCAAGUUAUCUCCGAAGCCUAUGAUCUCGAAUACGGCAGCGAUUGUUUGGCAAUGCACGUUGGCGCCGUCGAACAGGGCGAACGUGCGAUCAUAAUCGACGAUUUAGUGGCAACGGGAGGGACAUUGUCGGCCAGCAUGAGGCUUUUGGAGCGUGUUGGCGCCGAGGUCGUCGAGUGCGCUUGUGUCAUCGGAGUGCCCGAAGUUAAGGAACGAGGAUUGUUGGAUGGAAAACCGCUGUACGUUCUAGUGGAACCUCGUCAAUAGAUUGUCGGAGAGCUGGCGCCGGGUUGUUGCAAUAACAUUUUUCUGAAUGGGUUGUUGAGGAGACGACGUCGACGAUGCUGUCUUGGCCUCGGCCCACAUUGCUGGAAAAACAGAGCUUUUUUGCGCCGGGUGUUUUAUGUGAUCACUCGCUCGGUUGAUAGCAUUGUCUUUUCCGUUGCAAAUAAUUUUCGGGAUAUUGUAACGUACUGUGUCGUACCAUUUUUAUUUUUAUUUAUUUUUUUCAUUUUAAUUAUGAAUGAGAAAAUUUUUUCCCUCCUUUGUAUUCAAUUUGUAUCUUCUUCUUCGUUCUUAUUGUCGACAUGGUGGAUGGAGAAUGGAUUUGUGUUACUUUGA